Messenger RNA from Conger conger (European conger), 5838 nucleotides. It is a transcript of the gene pygo1, whose product is annotated as pygopus family PHD finger 1. The coding region runs from base 342 to 1670 and encodes 442 amino acids. The transcript has 3 exons. The record is from RefSeq and is a predicted model, not a curated record. Lineage: Eukaryota; Metazoa; Chordata; Actinopteri; Anguilliformes; Congridae.
CGGAGGGGUUUCUCUGUUGUGACAUUUACAUUCUGUUUAGCUAAACGGAAAAAUACGCACCAUUCCAGUGUAUCUAUCAUACACCAAUUACACAAAUAAUUCAUAAGCAUUUCGGAUUUUCCACAAUUUUCGUCGUGUUUGGCAACAUAUAACUAAGUUCAUUCCAUCCGCUCCUCCCAAACUUUGCAAACCCUUGCAGCUUUCCUGCACACACACAGAGAUAGCUCUGAUUGCUGCGAAGGGAGAAGACGAGUGCGGUCACCUUUAGCUAGCAUUUAGAAUAGGCUAAUAAUAACCCUGUUCCUUUUUUAAAUCAUUUUAGUCAUGUAAGGGACUUUGUAAUGUCAGCGGAACAGGAGAAAGACACCAUCUCUCUUAAAAGGAACAGAGGUGGAGACGGGGGGCUUGAUGGGUUAGGAGGGCCGGGUGUGCUACUGGCAAGCCCCGAUAAGAAAAAGCGCAAGUCAAACACUCAGCCGUCUUCAUUCUCUCCUCUCUCGGAGUACGCUCCGCCGCCGAAUCCAAGCGCAGACCACCUGGUCGCGGCCAAUCCUUUUGACGACAGCUACAAUGUCCCGUCGUUCAAGCCCGUUCCUUCCGGAAACCCGUACUACGGGCACUCGCACUACCCCGGUUUCAGCGGCUAUGGCCCUCAAAGGAUGUCUCCGCAUGGUCCCCCUCGGAUGCCCUCUCCGUACGGGGGGCCUUAUCAGACACGAACCCACCUCCACCCGUUUUCCCAGAACCAGAUGGGCAUGGGGUUCAGUCCCCGGCCCCCUGGCUUCAACUACAGCCCCCACGAAAAUCCCGGCUAUGGGAACCAGCCGGUGUUCAACAACACCAACCUGCCUUUCCCACCUAAUCAGCCUUUUAGACCUGGGCCAGGAGACGGCUUCAAUCAACUGCCGCCGCACAACAUGAGCCAAAGCACAAACCCCGACAUGGGCCUGGGUUUGGGGCCAGAGGGAAGCGCCCCACCGCGGCCCUGCGUGGACCCUCCAACCCCUGGGUUUAUGCAGCAACAGAACAGCCUUGGCCCGCCCAGUGGCACCACCCUGCCCAAGCAAAGCGCCAACGAAGCGUCAAGUAAAAGUGCACCCCAGAGCGCUUCCCCCCAGAAACAGAGCCAGGGGUUGGAGGAGGUAGCCUGUCAGGACGGGGCCUUGGACCCUAAGCUAAAGAACCGGAGCGCCACCAUCGGUCAAGAUGGCGGUCAGCCUAAUGCUCUGGAUAAGCUCAACGGCAUUAUUCACCCCGGUGAGGACUCAUUAAAGAACUCCCCACAGCCCCUUGCUUCCAUGGAGCUCCCUUCCCUCGAGGCUAGGAGGAGGCGCAGGAGGAGUAGCAGCAGUGGGGGAGGAGGAGGUGCAGGCAGCAAUAAGGGCGUGGCACACCCAAAUCGACCGAGCCACUCCUCUACAGAGCCUGUUUACCCGUGUGGGAUAUGUCUGAGCGAAGUGAAUGAUGACCAGGAGGCCAUUUUGUGUGAGGCUUCUUGCCAGAAAUGGUUCCACCGGAUUUGCACCGGAAUGACCGAGACGGCCUAUAACCUCUUGACGGCGGAGGUGUCGGCAGUUUGGGGCUGUGACACCUGCAUGGAGGAGAAAGGUGCUCAGCUCACCAGAACCAGGGAACUGGCAGCCCAGCCCGUGGUAAACAGCGAGGGAUAGGUGCAGUCCUGGCGACCGUCACAAGAAUCUGUCGCCAUUUUAGUGCAUUUCAGAUUACCUUCUCGUUUUGGCUUGUUGUACAACAUCUUCAUUAUUUUGGUUACUGAUGAUGUUUGUGAAAUGCGGGAUUGUCCCUUUGCAGUAGAGCAGGGAUCAUCAAAUCACGGUCCUCGAGGUCCGAGAACUGCUGGUUUUCCACCCUCCCUUUACCUGGGAAUCGGAUGGGAAAACACUAAUUGUUCAGCUCAUUACCAGGGAGAAAAGAAAACCCAGGCAGAAUUUGGAAUGGAGGUCCAGAUUUGAUGAUGGUUGCAAUAGGUGUAGGUGUCCUCUGUCCAUGUUCUCAGUAGUCACUCUGGGGUGAAUGGUAGUUUUAGUCCUGGCAGCGUAAUGAUUGUCCCGACCACUGAUGUGCUAAAAACAUCCUAGUUGUCCUGUUCCGUUACAGUUUGAAUUAGAAUUUUAAGCUGCUUUUCAGUUUUAUACGAUCCUUCCUCAGACACCAUGUGAGAUAUACAGUAUAUACACUCACUGAGCACUUGAUUAGGGACACUUAGGGGUAAAAAUAUGAUUAAGUGACUUUGGCUGUGAAAUGAUUGUUGGUGCCAGACAGGGUGGUUUGAAUAUCUCAGCUGCUGAUCUCCUGGGAUUUUCACACACAACAGUCUCUAGAGUCUGUAGAGAAUGGUGCGCAAAACAAAAAACAUCCAGUGAGCGGCAGUCCUGCGGGCAAAAACGUGUUGUAAAUGAGCAAAGUCACAGGAGAAGGGCCAGACAGGUCGAAGCUGACAGUAAUGCAAAUAACCACGCAUUACAACAGUGGUAUGCAGAAGAGCAUCUCAGAACAUACAAUGUCAGACCUCUUAAAUGGAUAGGCUACAGCGGCAGAAGACUUGAGUCUAAAGAAAAUAAGUCUAGCAAAUACCUAAUUAAGUGCUCACUGAGUGUAUAAUGACAAUAACUCAAAUAUUAAGGUUUUCUGAUGUUUGUUUUGAUGUUAAAGUACCUAUAAAUACAAUGUUACAUUUUAAUCUUUGAUAAAAAUGAGCAAUACUGUCAAGGCCUCUCCAGCACAGUAGGUGGAGUUAUCUGUCUUGUGUACCAAUCAAUACUGAAUGUGGCCUAGUAUUAAAUGCGGGAAGCAUUCAAGUUAAGACAUUUGGCAGUGACCGAUACAGUACAGAUGCAUUAUACUAUAUUGUAGUGUUUUUCACGUAAGUACUGUAUUCCUGGUUGUAACAUGCAUGCACUUCUUAAUUUGUCGUAGCUGUCCUCUCAAUGCUUUGUAGCUUUGCUCACGUGCACGCCUUGUCAUUUUUGAAUGCAUUCUAUUAGUGAUUUACCUGUACAUGAAAUUAUGAUUUUCCAUUGCUAUAGGUUGAAGGCACAAAGCACAAUGGUCUGUGGAGAAUUAGAAUGUCUUUUGAUAAUUUUGAGAGGAGACUCACCUGGCCUGUCUUUCAGAACCUUGCGAUACCCAUGAAGACCCAUUUACUGGUACAAUAUUGAAGGAAAUGCUUCAGUUGCUCCUUGUGUGGAAGGUUGUUUAUUUGUAGUUUGUAUCUUGCUAUUUCUUAGCCUUGUUCUUUAAGGUUUUUAAAAAAUGCCAAGUUUUCAUUAACUUCAGUCUCACUGACCAUUUCAGUAUAUUCAUAAUUUGAAUACCGUAUUUUGCAUAUAGUCAUGUAGGCUAAUUUUCCAAACAUGUUGUCAGUUGUUACAGAUUCAUGUAUUUUCUUAACGAUGGUAUCCCAGUUAGGGACUGUUCAUCGACCUAUUCACAAAUCCCAGGCUUUUAUUACUGCUACUAUUAAAUGAGUAUCGCAAAGCACAAAUGUGUGGUGUGUGCUUGGUAUGUCAAACCAGACACCUUUUCAGAGUUUCAGUCAUCAUUUUGGAGGCCCUCCGCAUUCAUGGGGAUCCGUUAUAGAUACCCCUGUGAUGCAAAUCACAUAUUUUUUUAGUAAAGAAAUGGUGUAAUAAUGCAAUAAACAAGUGACUAAUAUCUUUAUUUAUGCAAUAAAACAAGCUUUAUCAAUAUAGUGUAUUUGAAAUCAUGAGUUUUUAGAGCUGCUGCCUGGUAAAAGUAGUGUCUCUGAAUAUUCUGAACUGAAAAGUCUGCAAAUAGAGGGGGGUCUCCUCUACUUAUGGUAAAAGUGUUCUGCACUAUACAACAGGCCCCUGUAUUAAUCCUCAUGAGAUCAGCAGUAAGCAGCUGCUCCAAUGGCUGUCCGACCCAUUGAAAAUGAGUGAAUCAAGUGGUGGGGACCUUUCUACAAGGUUAAAGAGCUAUCUGUCUGAGAGGUCUCAUAAUUCAACUUCACUUAUCGAAAAUUGCAUGCGGCGGGAAAAAUGUGAGUAAAUGAUGAAAUUAAAUAUGAAGUCGGUCCCCCGUGGACUGUACUGCAGUAGCAACAGCAGUUUUGUGUCCAUUGGCAGUUGGCAGUUUACCCAUCUUUCCCCUUGGUAGUCAGCAGAAAGGUACAUUCAUGAUGUUUUUGUUACCUGAAAAAUAUACGGUAUAUUUAAAAUAUGUAAUAAUUAUAGUUAUGACCUGUAAUGCAAAGUGGUGUCAUGUUCAGAUGACAUGCAGCAAGUUAGAAAUUAACUCAAAGGAGUACACAGUGGUAUAAUAAAAUCCUUUGAAUCAUGUUCUAACUGGCAAGAUGUGUGAUUGAUGUUUGAAGAGCUAUUUUAAUUUAUAAUUAAGCUUUUGAUGGGGUCUGCUCUUCAAGGAUGGAGAUGAAGCAAGAGAUUGUAUCACUAGGUAGCAUUUCAAAAUUAUGUUUUGCCUUUCAUUCCUGUGAAAUAUAUGCACUGCUAAAGUAAUUCUUAGCACUUAUAUUAUACAGGCAUGGGAAAAUUGUGUUCAGGAUGUUUGUGAAAGUUGCAAACAAUGUCAAAAAGCAAAUGUACAUGGUAAAUCUGCUUAGAUAUAAAUAUCCCUCAACUAUUUGCCCUUACAAAAUAAAUAGCAAUUUAAUUUGAUAAAUGCAAACUUAAGAUAAAUUGAUAAUCAGUCAUGUUCCUUUGAACUUUUGAACUGGCAGAUGGUGACUAGAUGGUGUUGACUUGAGAAAUUUGUAUCUGCUUUAAGCUGUAAAAACACAUCAGAAAUAAGCCUUCCAAAGCAGGAAUCUUUUACAACACUGCCAUAUUUAUAGUCAACAGAGGGGAGAAACUGGCCUUUGUUUAUUUAUAUAAGUGUUUUAAUAUGAUAAUUACUGUUAAUUUAUUAGAUUCCAUUUUUUGUGUAGUGAACUGCUGUGUUGAAAAUGAUAUUUGAUUUAAUAUAUUCCCCCACAUUUCCUGUACUUAAAUGUUUUUUUGUUUUUUUUAUUGAAACUUUUUUCGAUUUGUGCUUGACACAAAGCAAUACAAAAGUGGUGACUAUCCCAUUCAAUACGUGUUGAAAUGAAUAUUGCCAAUAAGUAUGGACCUGUGUUUCCAUAUUAUUUCUCCAAGAUCUUGUGUUUAUUUUUGCUACUUUUCUGUAAAUUUUUACACUAGAUGACUGUUGACACCAGAUGCCUUAAUGUGCUUGAUGGUUCUGUAUAACUGUAACUUGUAGCUCUUGAGUCAAAGGUAAGAAGAGGCCAAAUACUCAUUCUACACUACAUAAAGUCAUUUGUGCUGCCCAAUGCUGUGGAAUGAAUGUGUUGCUUGAGAAAUAUGUUUCAAGUUAAAUAUUUACCGUGAUGUGAAAAUAAUUUCAUUACAGAUAUUGAAUGUACAUUUCAUAUGUAAAGCAUUUUAAAUAAGCUUACACCAAGUGAUACACUUUGGUAUUUAGCUUGCAGGCAUUGUUUUUAAUGACCACGAAGGUACAAACCGUGCUUAACAAAGGAGGCCUGGGUUCUGAGAUGCAGUGUAAAUAUUGGCAGUUAAUCAUGGCUGUGAAGACCAAGGUUAAUACUUGUGCUUGUAUGUUUUAUUGCCACUAGCAUUGUUAAAGAGUAGGCCAUAUUAUGGCAACAAAUUGUGUGUACACACACACACACACACACACACAUGCACCAACAUUCAGAAUCAAACAUUUUUGGGGGGUUGCUUGAUCCUUGCCAAGACCUGUUACAAAUUAAUUAGUGCAGAAAUGUCAAGUCUGUUUCAUUUUUACGUGUACAAUUCAAAUGUAAAGUUGUCAGAACUUUGCUCUGUACUGCAUAAA